GCCACUUCGUAAUUCUCUUUGUCUGUACCUUAAUUUAUUAUUAGGUGAAAAAACCUCCGAGUAUUAAAAUUUAUUAUGCAAAGCAACUUUGGUAAGUUCAACGACCACGAAGAAGAGAGGGAGCGGAAACACUUCUUUGUACUUUGCAGGUGCAAGUUAAAUGGCAGGGGAACCAGUUAAUGUGAAUGAAUUCCAAGAGCUUGCUAGGCAAGCCCUUCCGAAGAUGUAUUACGACUACUAUACUGGAGGAGCUGAGGAUCAGCACACCCUUAAAGAAAAUGUAGAAGCAUUUAGUAGAAUCAUUAUUCGGCCUAGAAUACUUGUUGACGUGAGCAAGAUAGAUAUGUCAACUACUAUUCUAGGUCACAAGACGUCAGCCCCUAUUAUGAUUGCCCCAACGGCCAUGCAUAAAUUGGCACAUCAUGAAGGAGAAGUUGCAACAGCGAGAGGAGCUGCAGCAUGUGAUAUUAUUAUGGGACUGUCGUACAUGUCAACCUGCACAGUGGAGGAGAUUGCUUCCAGCUGCAAUGCUGUUCGCUUUUUCCAAAUAUACGUUUACAAAAGAAGGGAUAUAACAGCACUUAUGGUACAUAGAGCUGAGAAGAAUGGAUUUGGAGCUAUUAUUCUUACAGCUGAUACUCCGAGGCUUGGUAGAAGGGAGGCAGAUAUAAAGAAUAAGAUGAUUGCACCUCAGUUGAAGAACUUCGAAGGUCUUAUAUCAACUGAAUAUGUUUCUGACAAGGGCUCAAAUAUUGAAGCCUUAGCAGCAGUAACUUUUGAUGCUUCUCUUUGUUGGAAGGAUAUAGAGUGGUUAAAAUCAAUUACCAAGUUGCCAAUUCUGAUUAAGGGCGUUCUGACUUCUGAAGAUGCAAUAAAAGCGAUUGAAGCAGGAGUUGCAGGAAUCAUUGUCUCUAACCAUGGAGCUCGGCAACUAGAUUAUGCUCCAGCUACUAUAUCUGUUCUUGAAGAGGUUGUCCAUGCUGUUCAAGGUAAAGUUCCAGUAUUUUUCGAUGGAGGAGUGAGGCGAGGAACAGACAUAUUCAAGGCCUUAGCUCUUGGUGCAAAAGCUGUUCUGAUUGGUCGAGCAGUUAUUUAUGGCCUGGCAGCUAAGGGAGAGGUGGGGGUAAAGCAGGUUAUUCAAAUGCUCAGGGAUGAAUUGGAGUUAACAAUGGCCCUUUCUGGCUGCUGCAGUGUCGAAGACAUAACAAGAAACCAUGUGAUAACAGAGAAAGAAAGGUUCAUUUGUAGGAUGUAGUUUCAUCCUGAAAGCAGCUAAAAGUAUAUACAGGACCGGCUACAAUUCUACUAUUGUGUUAAAAAAUAAUAAGCAAAUGAAGAUAGUGUCACAUUCCUUGUUCCUA
Messenger RNA from Solanum lycopersicum (tomato), 1361 nucleotides. Its product is annotated as peroxisomal (S)-2-hydroxyacid oxidase GLO4. Gene Ontology annotation, molecular function: oxidoreductase activity; FMN binding. The record is from RefSeq and is a predicted model, not a curated record. NCBI's taxonomy places the organism in Eukaryota, Viridiplantae, Streptophyta, Magnoliopsida, Solanales, Solanaceae.